GGAUGGAUACUUAACUUUGAGAAACUCCAACCUGUAGAUUGCUUCGGUGGCCUUCAAUUUCUAGUUUAAAUAUGAUGAUAAGUUAUGUCUUUCGAAGACCUCCUAGUGUCUCCACUUAGUAUAUCCCCUCCUUCCCUCUUCACUCUCACACAAAUAGAAUACAACUUAGAAAAGAAAAAUGAGACUCCCUGCUUCAGCUCCUCAGGACCUACACAGCCCAGAAAUGAUGAGACUUGGCCGCAUCACAGCCUCGGAUCUGUCUCCUUGGGACAGCCUCGUGCUGAGCCCUCAGGACCAGUGUUUCUCCCGAGGAAGCCACAACCUCCUCUCAGGAGGACUGGAAUGAGAUUGACCCCAUUAAAAAGAAAGACCUUCAUCACAGCGAUGGAGAAGAGAAAGCACAGAGCAUGGAGACCCUCCCUCCAGGGAAAGUCCGGUGGCCAGACUUUAACCAGGAAGCUUACGUUGGAGGGACGAUGGUCCGUUCCGGGCAGGACCCUUAUGCGCGAAACAAGUUCAACCAGGUGGAGAGUGACAAGCUGCGAAUGGACAGGGCCAUCCCUGACACCCGGCACGACCAGUGUCAGCGCAAGCAGUGGCGGGUAGACCUGCCGGCCACCAGCGUGGUGAUCACGUUUCACAAUGAAGCCAGGUCGGCUCUGCUGAGGACGGUGGUCAGUGUGCUUAAGAAAAGUCCACCCCACCUCAUAAAAGAAAUCAUCUUGGUGGAUGACUACAGCAACGAUCCUGAGGACGGGGCUCUCUUGGGAAAAAUUGAGAAAGUGCGAGUUCUUAGAAAUGAUCGGCGAGAAGGCCUGAUGCGCUCGCGAGUCCGCGGGGCCGAUGCCGCCCAAGCCAAGGUCCUGACCUUCCUGGACAGCCACUGUGAGUGCAACGAGCACUGGCUGGAGCCGCUCCUGGAGAGGGUGGCAGAGGACAGGACUCGGGUCGUGUCUCCCAUCAUCGACGUCAUUAACAUGGACAACUUCCAGUACGUGGGGGCGUCUGCCGACCUGAAGGGCGGUUUUGAUUGGAACUUGGUGUUCAAGUGGGAUUACAUGACACCUGAACAGAGAAGGUCCCGGCAAGGAAACCCCGUUGCCCCCAUAAAAACACCCAUGAUCGCCGGUGGGCUGUUCGUGAUGGACAAGUUCUACUUCGAGGAGCUGGGGAAGUACGACAUGAUGAUGGACGUGUGGGGUGGAGAGAACCUGGAGAUCUCGUUCCGCGUGUGGCAGUGCGGUGGCAGCCUGGAGAUCAUCCCGUGUAGCCGCGUGGGACACGUGUUCCGGAAGCAGCACCCCUACACGUUCCCGGGCGGCAGCGGCACCGUCUUCGCGCGCAACACCCGCCGGGCGGCAGAGGUCUGGAUGGACGAAUACAAAAAUUUCUAUUACGCAGCCGUGCCUUCCGCCAGAAAUGUUCCUUACGGGAAUAUUCAGAGCAGACUGGAGCUUCGGAAGAAACUCAGCUGCAAGCCUUUCAAGUGGUACCUUGAAAACGUCUAUCCGGAAUUAAGGGUCCCAGACCAUCAGGAUAUCGCGUUUGGAGCCUUGCAGCAGGGGACCAACUGCCUCGACACUUUAGGACACUUUGCUGACGGUGUUGUUGGGGUCUACGAGUGUCACAAUGCUGGGGGAAACCAGGAGUGGGCCUUGACGAAGGAGAAGUCGGUGAAGCACAUGGACUUGUGCCUUACUGUGGUGGACAGGGCGCCUGGCUCUCUUAUAAAGCUGCAGGGCUGCCGGGAAAAUGACAGCAGACAGAAAUGGGAACAGAUCGAAGGCAAUUCUAAGCUGCGGCACGUGGGCAGCAACCUGUGCCUGGACAGCCGCACAGCCAAGAACGGCGGCCUGAGCGUGGAGGUGUGCAGCCCGGCCCUGUCGCAGCAGUGGAAGUUCUCGCUCAACCUGCAGCAGUAGGAGGGCCCGGGGUGGGGGGCCCCUGCCGUCCCGCCGCCUGCACCAGCGGGCUGAGUCUGCCGAUCACAUUCUUGAUUACGUUUCUUAAACUUUCCGCGAAACUAUAUACCUCAGUAUUCCAUCACGGUCCGCGAGUCGGAGGACUCAGCCGAGCCCCCUGGGAGGACUGCGCAGACACAGCCGCGGCCGGCAGAGGGCUGCUCUUCUCGCCCUCGCCCGGGGUGCAGCCAGGCCCCCUCCCUGCCCGGCCGCUGAGGAACAGCCCAGCAACCAGCAGCGUGCGGAGAGAAGCAGCCGGACACGGCCGGGUCGGCUGCAGGACAGGGAGGGCGAAGGGGGCGCUGCUGGUGCCCACCCCACCCGCCACGGCCAGGAGAGCGCUUUCGAAAUCCCCGUCUCCGACCCCGUCUUUCACUCCGCAGGGCUGAGUCCCGUCGUUGUGCAGGUCCCUGCCGUCCUCCCCUGUGCCCAGCGGUCUUCCCAGCCCAGGCCACCCCCCUACCCAGCCACCCCCUCCACGAUGUUCUUGCUGUGUUUGAGUAUGAACGCACCUGUGAUGGGACGCUGGACGGAAGCGCACAGGUGGCUCACCCACAGAGGAGCCGGCGGCCAGGAUGGAAGCCUGUGGGUGCUACUGUGCUGCGGGGCCUCCCCCCCAACCCCACCGCCACCAGCUCCGGCCCGCCGGCCUCUGUGGCUUCCGCCUGGGAGCCACUGUCGUGUGUCAGAAUCCACUUGGCGUGUCAUUGCCAUCUGUACACCUGGAUGGGUUACUUAUCCUGACAAAUAUCACUUUGGGUCUUUUCAAAUUAUGCUUCUUUCCUCUAAGAAAAAUAAACACCCAACAUGAGUGGGAAGCAGGGAGCACCCCCACUGCUGUCUGGUGACAGGGCCGAUCGGUGACACCAGGCAGGUGUCGCACACCUCCGGGCCUGCCAAAAGACCAGCUCACAGCCCCCCACCCCCCGCCACGCCCUCCCCUCCCCGCUGGUGAAAGCGAGGCUGCAGGGGCUUCGGAUAAAGAAUUAGGGAAGGGGAAGAAGCAAGUGACACCUUGCAGCUUCAGGGCGUGAAACAGGAGCCCUCAUGGUCCUGUAUAAUGCACAGCACAGCUGUGAACCGGAAGUCCCAGCCAGGGGAGAAGCCGGCGUGUCUGCCAGGGUGCCCAGGCCGGCUCCCCAGAGCCACCCCCACGCCCCUAUCGGACGGCUCCAUCAUCAUCAUGCCCACAUCCUGGCCUUGCUUCCUCCUCCACUUCCCCCCUCCCCCCAACACACACACACACACACACACACACACACACACACACACACCCAGUCUCAAUGGGGCUGGCCAGGCCAGGCAGCCCUCUAGUUCCCGGGUGCAUCAUCAGCCACCCGGGGGUCACCAGUAGCCCCCGGAGAUGGCACUGGCGCCGCUCUCUUUUCUGAGGCCAGGGUCCAUUGGUCCUACCCUGUGCCACGGGAGCCCACAGUGGGGCCCGAAGCGAAGGCCUGGCUGGGGCACUGUCCCACACCUUCUCCCUGUUUGGCCCCUUGCUCAGCAGCCAGGUCCACCUUCAGAGCCAGGGCAGCCAGGAGCGUGAAGAACUGUGCACACUUCCGUCUUUGGAGCUUUCAGCCCCGGGACCCGUGCGAAGUUAUGGCAGACAGGCCUGGCACUGGUACGCCGGGCCCGGGCACCUGUGAGCUGCUCACUGCCGUUGGAGGGGAGAGCACGCCGAGGUUGCACCAACCUGGCCUGUGCUGUUGGAUCAGGGCUUCUGAAGAUGCAUCCUUUGGCCGUACACCCCUCCACAUGACCCAGAAAUCCUACCACCCUCGGUACUGUGGGGACGUCCGUGUCUACCCAGUGCCCUGGGCUGGCUGCGCCCCGGGCGGCUGGGGCGGCUUUGGAGGGAGCGGGCCUCCGCAGGAGCUAUGUUUACAUGACGCAGUGUGCCAAAGUGACUGACUGCGGCUGCCUGGUUUUCUCGUCAUCGGGACUGCCCCACUCGCCCACGCCCGUUUUUAAAAAACUUGCAAACUUCUUUGCUAAGAGCCGUCGGAGUAAAGCGUGACACAGUUCGCCGUCUUCUCUGUGGUCGUCCCACGUCCUCAUAAAAAGCCGGAAUGAUGGUACCUGCGAGUAUGUUUUGCAAAAUUCAAAAUAUAGUUUGGUAAUUUUUUUUUCCCAGUUGAUUUUUAAAACAAACUGCUGUACAGAGCUUGUACUUUGUCCAUUUUAUAGAUGGAAACCAUCCUUGACAAUUGUUUAACUUAAAUAAAGAGAAGAUACUUUAUAGAUAUUG
Oryctolagus cuniculus (rabbit) is the source of this 4212-nucleotide messenger RNA. The record is from RefSeq and is a predicted model, not a curated record. Lineage: Eukaryota; Metazoa; Chordata; Mammalia; Lagomorpha; Leporidae.